Molecule: messenger RNA, 4166 nt
Organism: Symsagittifera roscoffensis
Lineage: Eukaryota; Metazoa; Xenacoelomorpha; Acoela; Convolutidae
Product: bromodomain-containing protein 1-like
Exons: 17
Coding region: 25-3615 (1196 amino acids)
Biological process (GO): regulation of transcription by RNA polymerase II
Cellular component (GO): MOZ/MORF histone acetyltransferase complex
Molecular function (GO): protein binding
Source: RefSeq, a predicted model, not a curated record
AUAAACUUAUUAAAUAGUAGACUAAUGAAUGAUUCUGAUGCUAAUACUACCACAGCAUGUGCAAUCAAUGAUGUUGUUGAAGAAAUAAUUAAUAGUUUUAAGGCUCUGAAGCCGCCUUUUAUCUGUCCGAUAGAUAAUUGUUCUAAGCCAUGUCUGGGGUUGAUGAGUCUAAAGCAUCACUUAUUGAAAAUUCACAGGGAACGGCUUUCACAAGAGAAGCAAAGCGAUGACGACGCACAGGUUUCAGACGAAGGGCAGGAGAAGAAUGCUGCUGCUGCUGCAACAUCCGCAAAGAUAAUUUUCAAGAAAAGAAAAAAGAAAAGAGGGAAGCUGCGUUUUGUAAAUGGCCGUAAAAGCAACUCAAAUGCGUUGAACAAGUCGCAGAAUGUGACGGAAGACGAGUGGGAAGAGGUGCAUGCAAAUGGGGGGCAACAUAAUUCACUAUCGCCAGCUUCAGCUGCUCAUUAUAACAUGACAUACGAAGAGUCGCUGCGAGUUGCCAUGUUCCACGUAGACAAUAGGGCAUACCGAGUUGAUAUUGAUGAACCACUAAAGUUGAGUUUUGUCGACAAGCCGAAACCGUCAGCGGAGGCAGAGCAGCCUCUCAACGUAACUCUUUCAACUGAAAAUGCAUCGGCAACAAAAAGUAAAAACAGUGGUAAAAACUCGAAAUCCAAAAAAUCGGGUGCAAAAACUGGGUUGGCGAAGAAAGACAUGAAGAAAUUACCCGAAGCAGAAGUGAAGUGGUUUGACAAUCCAGCGCAAAUAUUUUCAAAGCCGCACGUAGUUCCAAAAGAGUACAGAAAGUUUGAGGAGAAGACGGCUGAGGAGCUGGACAAGGAAGUCGAAUAUGUCAUGGAUGACUUAGAUUACGCAUGGCUCAAAAUAUACAACAGAGAGUACAGGGUCCCCAAGUGGCUUCCUGAAGUAUCCCAAAAAGACUUCGAGCUCCUCAUGGACCGACUGGAGAAGGAUUCGACCUAUGACCCGAGUGUUCUGGGUCCGAGUGCCGGGUCCAAAGUGUCAGGAGUGGAUGACCAGGAAGACGAUGCUGUCUGUUCUAUCUGCCAGGACGGGGAGGCGAAUAACACGAAUGUAAUUCUAUUCUGCGAUAUGUGCAAUCUACCAGUUCACCAGGAGUGCUAUGGUGUGCCGUAUAUUCCCGAAGGCCAAUGGGUUUGUCGGAAAUGUCUCCUCUCACCCGCCCAGCCAGUAUCGUGUCAACUCUGUCCUAUUAAAACGGGCGCCUUCAAACAGGCCUCAAAAAACAAAUGGUGUCACGUCUCAUGUGCAAUAUGGAUCCCGGAAGUCCAGUUCGCAAAUGCUGUUUUUCUGGAACCAAUUGAAAAUUUAGAAAACAUUCCAGCUGCUAGAUUUAAACUAUGCUGCUAUAUAUGCAAGAAAAGAAACGCCGGAGCGUGCGUGCAAUGUAGUAAAACAAAUUGUUUCACAGCGUUCCACAUAGCAUGCGGACAAUCGGCGGGUCUGCAUAUUAAAUUAGAACCAAUCAACAGUUCGGAGCAUAGUCCGACGCUGUUUAACGUGAAGAAGGUGGCAUAUUGCGACCAACAUACUCCUGAAGACAGUGAUAGGAAACCAUUGAUCAAUUCGUCGGCGCCUGAAGAUGCGAAGAAAUUAAAACAAAUUUUUGCCCAGAAUAAAUCCCAGUCAGCGUCGCAAGUGCAAGUGGCUCUUCCGGAAAUCACUCCCGAGAAGUACGAGCAGAUAGUGCAGCGGGUCAACUUUCCUCACAAAGUGCAAUUUCUCACGAGACUGACCAGCUAUUGGCUGUUGCGGAGACAGGCGUUGAAUGGAGUGCCACUCAUUAAGAGACUUCAUAUGACUCAUCUGCAGAAACAACAGCAGAGUGCUCAGAUAGCACUGGAGAAGUGCGAAAAUGAUAAUGAAGAGAUCGCGGACAUCAAGCGUACCCUGUGCAAUCUGAGGGACAUUCGGAAGAUGUGUGAGAAGAGUAGACUGUUGGGGGAACAGGUGAAGAAGCGGGAGAAGCUGAAGAGGGAGUGGCAUCUGACCUGUGAGAGAGAGUUCACUCUCUGCACCACCUCACUGUACAUCAUACUCAACCAGGUUAUGGAUCAGCUGAGGGAACUGGACAACCAAAAGUUUUUCUCAGAGCCAGUCAACACUGCUAUGGUACAGGACUACAAAGUGGUGAUUGAUGAGCCAAUGGAUCUAGGCACCAUGCAGAAGAAAGUAGACAGUAUGUCCUACUGCACCAUAGGCGAAUUUUCCAGGGACUUCUCUCUUGUGGUGUAUAACUGUAUGAGAUACAACAACACUGAGACGCCAUAUUUCAAGGCCGCGCUAAAGCUCAGGGAUAUGGGUGGAAAAAUCAUCAGACAUACAUAUAGAUUCGUGAACAAGAUUGGUGUGGAUCCUUCGACUGGCCUUUUAACGUCCAAGCCACCCCCUAUCAACCAUUACAAUAAAGUCAAUUUAGAACGCGCCCUGGCCUACGAUCCACCUCCUGAAAAGUUCAGUGACCAUGUUGAUUAUCUGUCCCACUUUCUGGACUGUGGGGUGAGUGGGGAGAGCAGACUGCCGGAGGAGCACGUGAAUCUGUUGCGACAGGUGGUGGAGGAGCUGAACAAAGGCAUGUUGGAGUGGAUGGACAAAGAUGUGCAGCAGAGGCUCAAGAAACACUACGGCGGGAGCAUACACGACUACAACGCAAACUCCAAUAAAGCCAAAGGUGGAUCUAAAAAACGCAAAGUGGAGAGAAAUGAGUCCCCACCACCUCCGCCCAUGCCAACCUCAGCAUCCCCACAGAGAAUGUCUCGCAGAUCAGAAUCGAGUAGCGACGUGUCUGCGGGAAAGGCAGAGUCUCUUCCGAGCCGGCGAAGCAGUGUUGCAAGCAGAACUGAGAGUCCCUUGGCCAUGCCCAAGAUGCUCAAAGGAAAGACGAUAGAAGACACGAAAUCAUCAGAUCAAUCAGUCAAUUCCACGAAAGGUCAAAAAUCAUCCGGCAACCGAAAGUCGAGCAAAAAGAACAAAACUGAAGACAACACUUCUAAUAUGAAGGAGGAGAAUGUGGACAGUAAUGUAGAUGAAAGGAGUUGUGACGAGAGGGAGAGCAGGAUUACUGACUACUCCUCCACUGAUGACGACGACUGUCUCUUCCAACAUAUGGACUUCGUCUGGGCCAAAUGCAGAGGCUUUCCUUCAUAUCCCGCAAUCGUAAUUGCCCCCGAGACAGUAGAAGGCACGAAGUACAACGGGAUCCCAAUCCCAGUACCCCCUGAUAAAGUACUGGACCAGUACGAGCAACAGCUGAAGAUACACAACAACAUAGCCCAGUCCUCCCCCUCAGUAACUGGCAGUCAGGGAGGCAGAGGAACAGAUGAGGGCGCGAGGGGGGCUGCUGGUUGUAAACUGAUGCUGGUCGCCUUCUACGAAACACCAACUACGUGGCAGUGGGUGAGUGACUCGCAGCUAGAACCUCUGUUCACAGACGAGACUCUAGAUGAGGCAAAAUUGGAGGAGCCCCGCAAGUCAGUGGACAAACUGAAGGUCAGAGUCGCCUACUCCAAGGCGCGAUGGGCCUACGAGAUGUUCAGUGGACAACGGGAUCCAACCUCACAAUACGACAUGUGAACACAAACUCUAUUGUCUGUGAAAACUUUUCAUCUAAGUGAAUGGCUGGAUGGAAGAAAAACUGAACAAAACAAAGUUUGAUGUGAUUAAUUUUGACCUUUUAAGCAGUUAUGUGAUUUUAGACGAAUUGUGGCGAGGAGUAAAAGGGACAGUUUGAAUAUAUAUUUCGGCAACGAGCAUCGAUUGUUGAAAUCAUACUUUUUUCAAAACUGGAAUUUGGUUUCAUUGUGAAACAAUAUGCUCAAAUCUAUUACGUUAAUUUGUAGAAAUAGAUCUAGAAAAAAGAUCUAGUUUUAGUAUGGUGUAGUUGCAUUUGAUUUUUUGAGUGACUAGUUAUAAGUAUCAUCUACAAAGGUUGUUGUUGUAAAAUUGAAAGUGUCUCUUGUUCUGUAGUUAAACGGUGUACUUUUUGCACUGGUCUGUGAUAGCCACUUGUGUUAGAUCUAAACCCUAGUUUAUCACUUUUGAUGUUUUAAAUAAGUUGUAUCAUACAUUAUCUUAAUCUUUUUCUUGUAACUAAUUCUGUCAAUCCUAAUCUUAAUUAAUUUAAC